This is a messenger RNA of Hipposideros armiger (great roundleaf bat), 3154 nucleotides long. RefSeq names its product stannin (gene SNN). Gene Ontology annotation, cellular component: mitochondrial outer membrane. Lineage: Eukaryota; Metazoa; Chordata; Mammalia; Chiroptera; Hipposideridae. Bases 209 to 472 code for a protein of 87 amino acids. The record is from RefSeq and is a predicted model, not a curated record. The transcript is spliced from 2 exons.
GAGCGGUUCUCCUGCGUCCCGACAGUGCGCGGCCGCCGGACCCGGCUGGAGGGCGGGCGGGCGGAGCCGGGCCCGUGGGGCUGCUGCUGGGCGAUCCGGCUGGGCUGCGGGCGGCGCCAUGGGCUCUCGUGUCCAGCCUGAGUUCCAGCCUUGCUGAGCCGGCCACCCCCAAGAGCUUCCUGCCUCGGAAGCCUCCCCUGCGCUGACCAUGUCUAUCAUGGACCACAGCCCCACCACGGGUGUGGUCACAGUCAUUGUCAUCCUCAUUGCCAUCGCUGCCCUGGGGGCCUUGAUCCUGGGCUGCUGGUGCUACCUGCGGCUGCAGCGCAUCAGCCAGUCAGAGGACGAGGAAAGCAUCGUGGGCGAUGGCGAGACCAAGGAGCCCUUCCUGCUGGUGCAGUACUCGGCCAAGGGACCGUGCGUGGAGAGGAAGGCCAAGCUGACCCCCAACGGCCCAGAAGUGCACAGCUGAGCUGGGAUGCAGAGGCUCCUGGGCAUGUGUACAGCCAGCCGAGAGGCGUGGGAGGGGGAACCCCCAGACAUGCUGCCGUUUGAGAGGAGGGGUUGACACUUGCUGGCAUGGCCUCGCCGGGCUUCGUCAUCGCAUGCACUGACUCCCGGGGUCCCGGCUGUCCCGAGCCAGGACUCGGUGGCCCUGGGCACCUCCUUGGUCUCCUGGUGGGGCUGCCCAUUGCAGGCAGUGGGCAGGCCUGACCUUGCUGGGGCUCACAGCCCUGUAGCGCUUUUGUUACUUGAAUGUUUAGCUGAGCCUGUUUUUGAUGGAGCUACUACUGUAAUGCGUGAACUCACAAACCUGUGAACUGUAAAUAGGCCCCAGAAGCACGUGCUUAAGCCUUUUUUGCUGAUUUUUAAAAAUACCGGAUAGCAUACAUGGGACUGACCGCACUGAUGAUGAGCUGAGUCCAGGCUGUGGAGGAGGGUCUUAGACAUGGAAGGCCCACGUUGCACUUGGCAGGGGCCUCUAAUAUAUACGUGUGUGUUAUGUAGGGGAUGUGACAUGUCAGUUUUAAGUUUCGGGGCUGACCUGUUGGGGUGCUUUGGUGAUUUCUGCUUGGUUAGCAAUGCAUAGAAAAACCACGCCCCCCACCCCCACCCCCUUUCUCUAGGUAGGUUUGGUCUUUAAAUACCAGUUCCUGUUAAUAGUGGAGUUAUUGCAAGGAAGCUACUGCAGCUGCUUGGGAGCCAGUGAAGGAUGAGUCAGGGCACGCGUCCCGAGGGCUGCCAGGCGUCCUAGUGGCAGAGCAGUUUCUUGUCCCCUUGGUCUUGAGCAUGCUGAGCACUCCCUGUCCCCACACCCACCCAGCAUUACUUAACAGGCUACCUUUACCUGACACCCAACCUGCCCAGUUAAGAGAGAAAAUUGUGGUUUUUGUUUUGCUGUUGUAUUUAAUAUAUUCUGCACUGGAGGGGAGUGGUAGGGGACUUAAGAGGUUCCCCCCACGCCUUCCCUUUUUACAAAUUAGCUUCCUUCUCAGAUUACCAUCCACCUGCUGGGUACUGGAUUUCACUUUCCUCAGCAGGUCACCUAGAAGGAGAGACCCCCCUGACCCACUAUGAGAGUACCAAGUGUGGUGGAAGGUCAUUUCUUGUGUGCAUGUGCACAUGCCUAGUGGUGGGUACCGGGGGGGAGGGGCGGGGGGAGAGUGUUUGAGGUUCAGGACUUGGUUUUCAAAAAGAUGAGGAGUUGGUGGCUCUUGAUCGGGCCAGCGUCCCCAGCCUGCAUCUCUAAGGUGUCCCUUCUGUAUACUUCAGUGAACGCGCUUCGAUUUUUAAUCCCACCACUGUAAGCACAUUCGAAACUAUCCUGAUUAAACUCUGACUUGUAUCAGCAUCCUUGCUAAUGAGCUGGAGGCCAGCUCUGGCUUAACCUCCGACUUGAGUGGCCUGCCAGCAGCAUGGACAGGGGGCUUCCAUGGGGGGCCUCAGCCAUGCCAGCCACCCCCACCCGUCAGAGCCCUGGGCUCCUGGUCAGGCUGACGGCAGCACCUAUGGCCUCAUUCAAGUCUCCUCUGAAAAGCACGUUGAACUAAUCUACUUUCUAGAACACCGAGGAAGCUUAGGGAACAUUUAUUUUAGCAGCAUAUGCCUAAAUUGGGGGUCAGUCAUGAAGUAAUGGCUUGGGGCGGGGUGGUAGCUAGUUAGGAAAUUUGAACUGAAGACAAGAGGAAACGUCUUUGGCCCCUGACUGGGCAGGGCCAAGUGUAUGAGUUAGACUGGAGAGCAGCAGAGGCCCGGCAGGCCGGGAAGCGGGGACAGAAGUUCCAAAGGUGCCAACCUGACGAUCAGGGAGGUUUGCUUUCUAAUGAAGGAUGCUCAAGAAAAAUGUGGAAGGUGUAGGGGUGUUUGGUCCAUUCCCCUCGCAUUCCAGAACUUCCAAGCUUUCUACCUCUACUUUCCACAGCCAGCAGCAUACACCUAGGCUGUCUUUCACGUGCGUAACCCAGGAGCACCUGGGACUUGCAUUUUCAGUCUCUGAGCCUGACCUUGAAAAUGACCAUCCCUUGCUGGUCAGACUUGCCCUGAGGUUUUUACCGUGCCAGUGAAGUUUUGCUUUUGAAUUGAUGAAACAUCACUUUCUCCUUAGUUUGACUGCUGGAAGUUCUCUAUCCCACUCCCCGGUCGCCAGGGACAACAUCUUUGCAGUUUGAAUCCAUCCCAUCAGCAUGCUGGCAGUGCCGGGUGAGGGUCGCAGGCACAGUGGGGCACUCGUGGGGGUGUCUGGGAGGAAAGUGGAAGUGCCUGUUGAACUGGUGAUCCACCACAUAAUAGCUUUCACUGUUCUUAUUUAUCAGUAGCUACUUUUUUUAGCGUAGACACCAGAGCCACACACUCAACUGGCUUAGUAAGUUAUGACCUCUCAUUGGAUUCUUUCUGAAUAGCCCACUGUUGCAUUCAAGCUUUCUGACUAAUCAGUCAAGAAAUGAACCUUUCAUCCUGCAUGUCAUCACAGAAGCAACAGUAGGAGAAUGGGGAGGGAACUCAAGACACUGAGCCACGAAAACAUGGACUAAUUUUUCAGACAAAUCUACAAAUGGACUGUGCUACUGUUUUUGUCUCAAAGCUACCAAGUUUGUGCAAUAAGUGGAAGGGAUGUCAUCUCUGUUCAAUAAAAGUCAAAUGACAUUCAAGCUGA